Aspergillus bombycis is the source of this 1215-nucleotide messenger RNA. Its product is annotated as lactate 2-monooxygenase. Gene Ontology annotation, molecular function: FMN binding; oxidoreductase activity. The record is from RefSeq and is a predicted model, not a curated record. The transcript has a single exon. The coding region runs from base 1 to 1215 and encodes 404 amino acids. NCBI's taxonomy places the organism in Eukaryota, Fungi, Ascomycota, Eurotiomycetes, Eurotiales, Aspergillaceae.
AUGUCCACAGCCCAGCACAAUCCAUUGCCGUACACCUACGAGACGAAAGUCUAUACCGACGGGCUCAAUGACAAGAAGCCCGCGAUCACGUUUGAUCCUCUCAGAUGGGAGGCGCUGGCUAAAGAGCGCCUCUCGGCAGAUAGCUUUGGCUACGUCUGGGGCUCCGCUGGAACGAGAGAAACGGAUGAUAACAACCGGAAGGCAUUCAAGAAAUGGGGCAUCGUUCCCUCCCGUCUGGUUAAAUCAGACUUUCCAAGUUUGAAAACGACGCUGUUUGGCGAGGAAUACGAGUACCCGAUCGCACUCGCGCCAGUGGGCGUGCAGCGGAUUUUCCACCGUGAUGGUGAGGUUGCUGUUGCUUCCACCGCACAGGAUGAAGGGAUAACGUACAUCCUGAGUUCUGCAUCUUCGACUAGUAUUGAGGACGUCGCAGAGGCUAAUGGGAACGGAUCCCGCUGGUUUCAGUUAUACUGGCCGUCAAAUGAGCACAAUGAUAUUACUGUAAGCUUGUUGAAGCGCGCCAAGGCUGCCAACUACAAGGUCUUGGUGGUAACCCUUGACACCUACAUCCUUGGAUGGCGCCCCUCGGACUUGGAGAAUGGGUAUAACCCAUUCCUCCGGAAAGACAAUAUCGGAGUCGAGAUUGGCUUUUCCGAUCCGGUGUUUCGGAAGCAGUUCGCGGAAAAGCAUGGCAAAAGCAUCGAAGAAGACAUGGCAACUGCAGCGGCUGAAUGGGCUCAUAUGAUAUUCCCUGGAUUAAGCCAUGGGUGGGAAGACCUCCAGUUCCUACGCCAGCAUUGGGAUGGCCCGAUCGUACUGAAGGGUAUACAGACGGUCGAGGAUGCAAAGCUCGCAGUCCAGUACGGCAUGCAGGGAAUAGUAGUAUCCAACCAUGGCGGACGCCAGCAGGAUGGGGGAGUGGGAUCUUUGGACAUGCUUCCAGACAUCGCCGACGCAGUGGGAAAGGAUCUAGAAGUCAUCUUCGAUUCUGGCGUACGUUGCGGUGCUGAUGUGGCUAAGGCUCUGGCGCUGGGGGCCAAGAUGGUACUUCUCGGUCGACCCUAUGUGUAUGGACUUGCCAUCGCAGGUAGGGAGGGUGUCCGCCAUGUCCUCCAGAGUACAUUAGGUGAUCUACAGCUUACUCUUCAUCUGUCGGGGAUCAGAUCGGUGCAGCCAGAGCACCUGAACCGAUCGAUACUACGACGGAUGGAGUAG